Molecule: messenger RNA, 2266 nt
Organism: Aptenodytes forsteri (emperor penguin)
Lineage: Eukaryota; Metazoa; Chordata; Aves; Sphenisciformes; Spheniscidae
Product: alpha-actinin-4
Exons: 18
Coding region: 89-2266 (725 amino acids)
Biological process (GO): muscle cell development; actin cytoskeleton organization
Cellular component (GO): cell projection; cell junction; cortical actin cytoskeleton
Molecular function (GO): actin filament binding
Source: RefSeq, a predicted model, not a curated record
GUUCACGGCUUGGUGCAACUCCCACCUGCGGAAGGCUGGCACGCAGAUAGAGAACAUCGACGAGGAUUUCCGCGACGGCCUCAAGCUCAUGCUGCUUCUGGAGGUGAUUUCAGGGGAACGAUUGCCAAAGCCGGAGCGGGGAAAAAUGAGAGUGCAUAAAAUCAACAACGUGAACAAAGCCCUCGAUUUCAUCGCCAGCAAAGGCGUCAAGCUGGUCUCUAUAGGAGCUGAAGAGAUCGUCGAUGGCAACGCGAAGAUGACGCUGGGCAUGAUCUGGACCAUUAUCCUCCGAUUUGCCAUUCAGGACAUCUCGGUGGAAGAGACCUCGGCGAAGGAGGGCUUGCUGCUGUGGUGUCAGAGGAAGACGGCUCCCUACAAGAACGUCAACGUGCAGAACUUCCACAUCAGCUGGAAGGACGGUCUUGCUUUCAAUGCCUUGAUCCACAGACACAGACCGGAGCUCAUCGAAUACGACAAACUCCGAAAGGACGACCCCGUGACGAAUCUGAACAACGCCUUCGAGGUGGCGGAGAAGUACCUGGACAUCCCCAAGAUGCUGGAUGCAGAGGACAUUGUCAACACAGCUCGCCCCGACGAGAAAGCCAUCAUGACCUAUGUGUCGAGCUUCUACCAUGCCUUUUCUGGGGCUCAGAAGGCCGAGACCGCGGCGAACCGCAUCUGCAAAGUGCUGGCCGUCAACCAGGAGAACGAGCACCUGAUGGAAGACUACGAGAAACUCGCUUCCGACCUGCUGGAGUGGAUCAAGCGCACCAUCCCUUGGCUGGAGGACCGCAGCCCGCAGAAGACCAUACAGGAGAUGCAGCAGAAGCUGGAAGACUUCCGCGACUACCGGCGCGUCCACAAGCCCCCCAAAGUGCAGGAGAAAUGCCAGCUGGAGAUCAACUUCAACACCCUGCAGACGAAGCUCCGGCUGAGCAACAGACCUGCUUUCAUGCCCUCCGAGGGGAAGAUGGUCUCGGGUUUCUGGAUGCCUGUGAGCUUGGGCGGGGGGGGGAAGGCUGUUCGUUUGGGUCCGUCUUUCGAGGGGAUGCCGGCCGGGUGGCCUCCUCCAAGCCGGAGGACUCGCCACGGUGCCUCUCCCAGCGCGUACGGAGGGGGACAAAGUGUCAGCCCCGCCGGGGAGGUGACGGCCCUCGCUCCCCUGUCCCUAGGCAAGGAGGCCAUGCUGAAGCAGAAGGACUACGAAACCGCCACCCUGUCGGACAUCAAAGCCCUCAUCAGGAAGCACGAAGCCUUCGAGAGCGACCUGGCGGCGCACCAGGACCGCGUGGAGCAGAUCGCGGCUAUCGCGCAGGAGCUCAGCGAGCUGGAUUACUACGACUCGCCCAGCGUGAACGCUCGGUGCCAGAAGAUCUGCGACCAGUGGGAUGUUCUGGGUUCCUUGACCCACAGCAGGAGAGAGGCUCUCGAGAAAACGGAGAAGCAGCUGGAAACGAUCGACGAGCUGCACCUGGAGUACGCGAAGAGGGCGGCCCCCUUCAACAACUGGAUGGAGAGCGCCAUGGAAGACCUUCAGGACAUGUUCAUCGUCCACACCAUCGAGGAGAUCGAGGGACUCAUCGCUGCUCACGACCAGUUCAAGUCCACCCUGCCCGACGCCGACAAGGAGCGCGAGGCCAUCCUGGGCAUCCAGAGGGAAGCACAGCGGAUCGCGGACUUGAACAGCAUCAAGCUCUCUGGGAACAACCCCUACACCUCCGUCACCCCGCAGAUCAUCAACUCCAAGUGGGAACGGGUCCAGCAGCUGGUGCCGAAGAGGGACCAUGCCUUGCUCGACGAGCAGAGCAAGCAGUCUUCCAGCACCGCACCCCGGCGGUCCCCCAGCCAGGCCAACAUCGUGGGGCCCUGGAUCCAGACCAAGAUGGAGGAGAUCGGGCGCAUCUCCAUCGAGAUGAACGGCACGCUGGAGGACCAGCUCAACCACCUCAAGCAAUACGAGCAGAGCAUCGUGGACUACAAACCCAACAUCGACCUGCUGGAGCAGCAGCACCAGCUCAUUCAGGAGGCGCUGAUCUUCGACAACAAGCACACCAACUACACCAUGGAGCACAUCCGCGUGGGCUGGGAGCAGCUCCUCACCACCAUCGCCCGCACCAUCAACGAGGUGGAGAACCAGAUCCUCACCCGCGACGCCAAGGGCAUCAGCCAGGAGCAGAUGCAGGAGUUCAGGGCCUCCUUCAACCACUUCGACAAGCGAUCCCCGAGGACUCGGGACGUUUGGGACGUUUCCUCCCCGCGCGGCUGA